AUGCGCAUCAUCUUCCAACAUGUCGUAGGCACGCUGUUCUUGCAGAACGGAGAAGACAAUAGCUACGACCCAGAAGACUUUAUGCAGGAGCUGGACGUGGGGAGCUCGACGCCGCACUUUCGCAUCUCAGUAGCGGACGAUGACGGUGGCAUCCCCGGCUCGCUCUUCGCUUGCGCUGUCUGGAACAGAUUCAUCGCCACGCACUUCGCCAAACAUUCCGAGCUAGUGGAGGGUCGGAGGAUCGUGGAAUUCGACGCAGCUUCGGCGCUGUCGUCGCUUGUGGCACUCCAUUUCGGUGCAAAGUUGGCUGUUAUGACAGAUUACCCGAACGACUUUUUGUUGAAAAACAUUGAAACGAAUAUCAAGCGUAACGCACAUUUAUUGGGGACUGGGAGACGUGACGUACGGGGACAUCUCUGGGGCACUCGAUUUGAAGUGGCAGUUGUUGCAGAGUGUCUAUGGCUGCAUAACCUGCAUGAAGACUUGCUGAAAUCAAUCGACGCGUGUCUGUCACCUGGAGGAAAGGUGCGACAUGUUCUUCUUCUAUCUAAAUCGCAUUGUCUGUUAAUGUUGUGA
This is a messenger RNA of Phytophthora infestans T30-4, 576 nucleotides long. RefSeq lists its product as uncharacterized. The coding region runs from base 1 to 576 and encodes 191 amino acids. NCBI's taxonomy places the organism in Eukaryota, Oomycota, Peronosporomycetes, Peronosporales, Peronosporaceae. Gene Ontology annotation, molecular function: protein-lysine N-methyltransferase activity. The transcript is spliced from 6 exons. The record is from RefSeq and is a predicted model, not a curated record. Gene Ontology annotation, biological process: peptidyl-lysine dimethylation.